AGUCUGAUUGUGCAGGCAGUUUAUUACCUGGGGAAAUUUUGAUGCAGAUUCCACAAAUACUUUGUGCAUAAAUCACUUAACAUCUGUCGAAUUAUGGACGUUACAUCUGCUUUCGGUGUUCCCGUUUUGUUGGGCGUCGGCGUGAUUGCCGUCACCAUCAUCAUUGGCAAGUUCUUCUUAGGAGGGAAACGAAAACCUGCCGGGCCGCCCAAAGCUCUGAAAGAUCCUGAAACAAAAUUCCCAUUUGAGCUGGUGGAUAAAGAGAUUGUUAGUCAUGACACAAGACGCUUUCGUUUUGCCUUACCAUCCAAGGAUCACAUCCUCGGUCUUCCAGUCGGUCAGCAUAUCUACUUAACAUGCCGCAUCGAUGGCAAGCUAGUUAUCCGUCCCUACACCCCGGUGACUUGCGAUGAUGACAAGGGUUAUAUGGACCUUGUUGUUAAGGUGUACUUCAAAGAUGUUCACCCCAAGUUCCCAGAGGGAGGGAAAAUGUCUCAGUACCUUGAAAACAUGGAGAUCGGAGACUCAAUUGAUGUCCGUGGCCCAAGCGGGCUCUUAGUUUAUGACGGAUGUGGCCAGUUCAGCAUCAAAGCAGACAAGAAGUCUGAGGCUGUGAAGACGCAUGCCAAAAAUAUUGGAAUGAUCGCUGGUGGUACAGGCAUCACUCCAAUGCUGCAGCUGGUCAGGCAAGUCUUGAAGGACCCCGCUGACAAAUGUAACGUGUGGCUUUUGUUUGCAAACCAGACUGAGAAGGAUAUUCUUCUUCGUCCUGAGCUGGAGGAGAUCAGUAAGGAGCAUGGGGAUCGGUUCAAGCUGUGGUACACCCUGGACAGGCCUGAUGAAGGUUGGGAGUACAGCAGCGGGUUUGUCAAUGAAGAUAUGCUCCGAGAUCACAUGCCUCCACCCAGCUCAGAUACCCUUGUCUUGAUGUGUGGUCCGCCCCCGAUGAUCAACUACGCCUGCCUACCCAACCUGGAGAAACUGGGCUACACCCCAGAGAUGAGGUUUUCUUAUUAAGAGUCAAGCUCGAAAUCUCAAGCCUGGCCUAAGAGAGUCAGAUUUUAAAUCAUGUCUGAAACACUUCAUGGUACAUGGUAUGUUUCGAGACACUUUGUAUCUAACUAAAUUUAGACACUUAAAGUCACCUGGCAGUGGUAUUUUUUCAAAAUAAAGCUUUUGUCACUAAUAUAUGUGUUUUGAUGAGUGG
Molecule: messenger RNA, 1207 nt
Organism: Asterias rubens (European starfish)
Lineage: Eukaryota; Metazoa; Echinodermata; Asteroidea; Forcipulatida; Asteriidae
Product: NADH-cytochrome b5 reductase 3-like
Exons: 9
Coding region: 94-1017 (307 amino acids)
Cellular component (GO): mitochondrion
Molecular function (GO): oxidoreductase activity; FAD binding
Source: RefSeq, a predicted model, not a curated record